AUGGCCGAGUACCGCAGUCUGCUGGAGGAGCUGGCCCAGAACAUCACGGCCGAGGACCUGGAGCAGCUCAAGUCGGCGUGUCGCGAGGACAUCCCCAGCGGGGAGGGGGACGCCAUCGCCACCGCCAACUGGUUCGCCUUCCUGGAGCGCCACAGCAAGCUGGACCGAGACAACCUGUCCUACAUCGAGCACAUCUUCGAGAUCUCGCGCCGGCCCGACCUGCUGACCAAGGUUGUCCAGUACCGCACGCAGGUGCUCAAGAUCUCCGAGGAGGACGAGGUGGACACCAAGCUCACGCGCAUCCCCAGCGCCAAGAAGUACAAGGACAUCAUCCGGCAGCCCUCGGAGGAGGAGAUCAUCAAGCUGGCCCCCCCCCCGAAAAAGGCCUGAGCAGGAGGAGGAGCCCCCCCACACCCCCCCCCCAGAGCCCCCUCCCCAAUUUCCAGCCCUGGGGGGGCUCAGGGAGGGGGAGGGGCACCAACAGCAGCUUAAAACCCCCCCAAAAGGGGGAGGGGGGAAUGGGGGGGGAGGGAAUUCCCAUGGGACCCCCCCCAAAAAAAGGCCAAAAUUGGGGGUGGAAGGGAUGGGGACCCCCCAAGUGUGGGUAAAUUGAGGGGGGGGCACAAAAAAAUGGGACCAACGCCCCCCCCACCCCCAAUUUGGGGGAGGUUAAAGUAUUGGGACCGCCCCCAACCCAAAUUUUGGGGUCACAGGCACAGAGAGACCCCCACCCCAAUUUGGGGGAGGUUGAAGUAUUGGGAACCCCCCCAA
This is a messenger RNA of Hirundo rustica (Barn swallow), 771 nucleotides long. RefSeq names its product proliferation and apoptosis adaptor protein 15 (gene PEA15). NCBI's taxonomy places the organism in Eukaryota, Metazoa, Chordata, Aves, Passeriformes, Hirundinidae. Gene Ontology annotation, biological process: regulation of apoptotic process; MAPK cascade. The record is from RefSeq and is a predicted model, not a curated record. Gene Ontology annotation, molecular function: protein binding.